UUCUUGAUGACGUUUACAAUGAACUUUACCCACAAUGCACAGCGACAGAGCCACGUAAACAGAGGAACUGGAGUGUUUUAAAGCUGCACGCUGUAUAUGUUCGCAUGAUGUUACAUUUUUUCACCAGAUCAGUACUGAGACAUCCAAAGCUCUAACAUGUCGAUGGUGUUGUUUGCUUCUGUGGUCCGUGUUGGAGACGGUCUUCCUCUCUCAGCAUCCACGGAUUAUGAGAUGGAGAAAGAGCUUCAGGAGACAAAGAGACACCUCAAAGGUCUAUCAAGGAAACUCAACCAGUUCCCCGACCGCUGCACACUUAAGUCUGGACCAUAUAAUGUAAAUUUCACAAGCUCUCUGGGUGUUGGAUAUCUGAUGGUUUGCACUGCAAAUUAUCCAAAUGUGCUGGCAUUCUGCUUCCUGGACGAACUACAGAAGGAGUUUAUCGUCACCUAUGACCCCAAACGUAUCAGCAGCGCCGUGCGGCCAUACUCCUUCAUUGAAUUUGACACUUUCAUCCAGAAGACCAAGCAGCGCUACAACAAUCCUCGUUCCUUGUCUACCAAGAUCAACCUGGCUGACAUGCAGACAGAGAUUAAGCUGCGGCCGCCCUAUCAGCUUUCCCCUGAAGAUCUGCAGGCUAUCAACGGAUUCUCGGUGCACACCCCUUCGAAGUACAAAGGCAUAGCUCCCACACAGAUGCUGGAGCCCGUGACACUUCCAGGCGUCAUAUCUUGUGUGCUGAGCGUCCUCUGUGGAGGGCUGAACCUGCUUCGAGGAGUCCAUGCUAUAGAGAGCGUCCUGCAGAAUGAUGAUGAAGACUUUAAUUAUGUGAUUGCCUUCUUCCUCGGCACAGCUGCCUGUCUGUAUCAGUGCUACCUGUUCGCCUACUUCUCCGUCUGGAGGAACAGUAAAUCUUUCCUGGCGUUCGCACUCAUAUGUCUGUCCAACAUGUAUCUGUAUGAACUGAGGAACGUUUGGCAGAUCCUCUUCCACGUGGCAGUGGGGGCCUUCAUGACCCUGCAAAUCAGACUCAGGCAACCCUUGGGAAAAUCACCAGACUAUAACGUCUGACGAACGGGAACAAACGAAGCCGGACAGACGGACUAGAUCAUGGGAAACGGCAAGCUCCGCCCUCACAGAUCAGGAGAACAAGAGCCUGAAUCACUGGAGAGAACACUUAUUUUGGAGUUGAAUCCACUUCAGGACUUUAUUGGACUAAAGUUUUUACAAGCUCACCUCUAUGACAACAAUUCAUUGUUUUACCCCGUCUGAAUUCAGUUUUUUUUUCUUGCUGUCACUGUUCUUGUUCUACAUGCAAAGAUUUCACUUUCUGCUGAUCUAAUUUAUGAUACAACAAGAUCAAAAACUAACAUGACAACCAAACUCCAAAGAGAAAAAUUACAUUAUUGCAAAUGUGGGCGAGUGUGUGAUAAAAAUGUGUUUUACAUGAUUGCGUGUCAACAGAAACAAUUGUGUAGAGACUCAACUGAGCUGAGAAUAAUUAAAGCAAUCCUAAAAUAAAGGACAUAGUUUGAGUUGUUAUGACAUAGUUCUGCAUCUAUAAAGUUUUGUUUGAGUACAUUUAGUCUAAAUAAAGGGUUGAAGAUCUUAACCUUAA
Molecule: messenger RNA, 1615 nt
Organism: Oryzias melastigma (Indian medaka)
Lineage: Eukaryota; Metazoa; Chordata; Actinopteri; Beloniformes; Adrianichthyidae
Gene: sec22a
Product: SEC22 homolog A, vesicle trafficking protein
Exons: 7
Coding region: 157-1068 (303 amino acids)
Biological process (GO): endoplasmic reticulum to Golgi vesicle-mediated transport
Source: RefSeq, a predicted model, not a curated record